GGCAGCUGUUGGCGUGUUUCUUCUGCGCCGAGACUGAAAACGGCAUCAGUAGCAGACGGAGCGACGGGGCCAGCGACGCUUGACACCGGCACGGCAUGGGCGCCGACGACGACGCCGCCGCCGCCUCCGGCGGCGUGGCGGCGCGAGAGAGGGAGGCGGAGAUCGAGAAGGCCAUGCGCGCCCGCGUCGCGGACUUCAAGAAGCAGGCCGACUCCUUGACCCUUGAAGGCGUUAGGAGAGCACUGGAAAAAGACCUGGGUUUGGAUAUUUAUUCACUUGAUGCACAUAAAAAGUUCAUAAAGCAAUGUGUAGACAAGAUUUUUGCUGAAUCUGAUGAUGAAAAUGCAAAUGAUAAUGCAUCAGACGAUCCUGAAGCUAAAAAUGAUCAUUUAUCCAAAGAAGGGACAGAUAUUGCUAAACCAAUGCCUGUUUCAAACAAAACAUCCUCCAAUGCUGAUGUUGUAACAUCCAGCAAGACAGGAAAGGAUCUUGAAGGAGAAAAGGAUCAAACUUCUAGCGGUGAUAUUAGUGAAGACAUGAUAAAAGAAGCCAUUGAAAAAAGGGCAUCUUAUUUUAGAAAGAACUCUGAUACUCUUACUUUACAAGGAGUUCGACGUACUUUGGAAGAAGAUCUCAAGCUUCAGAAGAAAGCUUUGGAUGCCUAUAAGAACUUCAUUACUACAGAAUUAGACAGGAUUUUGCAAGAACCUGCAAAUGGGACAAAGAAAAAAAGUAAAAAGGGAUCUUCCAAGGAUACUGACCAAACAAGUAAAGGCUCUAAAAGAGUCCGUGAAGAAACAGAUAGAUCUGAAUUAAAUGAUAGCAAGAGUGAGAUGGAAGACAGUGACGAGGAUUCAAGGCCAAGAAAGAAAAGGGCAGAAAAGGCUAAAGUCACAAAAAAGCAGAAAAUAGUUACAAAGGAGAAGAAAUUCUCAACCCCAAAGGCUAAAAAGGUUGCAAAACAAGAUUCGGAUAGACGUACUGAAGAAAAGGGUGGCAACUCAGCAGAAGAGGAUAAUUCCCAUUCAUCCGCUGAGGAAGAUAACAAGAGAAAACGGCAACAGACUCCAGCUUAUGGGAAACAAGUAGAGCAUCUGAAAUCGAUAAUCAAGUCCUGUGGAAUGACAAUUCCACCUAAUGUGUAUCGGAGAGUCAAGCAAGCUCCUGAGAACAAACGUGAGGCCUGUUUGAUAAAGGAGUUACAGGAUAUACUUGAAAAGGAAGGAUUAUCAAAAAAUCCUUCUGAAAAAGAAAUUAAAUCAGUGAAGAAGAGAAAAGAAAGAGCAAAGGAACUUGAGGGCAUAGACAUGAGUAAUAUUAUUACUAGUUCUCGUCGGAGAAGUACAUCAAGUUUCAUACCCCUGCCGCCACCACCUAAAAUAGAAGUGGAUAGUGAUGAUGAAGAAGAAGAUGAUGAUGCAGAAGAUGAUGAUGAAGUAGAUGAGGAGAAUGUAAAAGGUGGAGAUGAAGACACCGAUGAAGUUGAUGAGGAGAAUGUAAAAGGUGGAGAUCAAGACAAUGAUGAAGUUGAUGAGGAGAAUGUAAAAGGUGGAGAUGAAGACAAUAAUGACACUGCCGAAGCUGGUGAUGGUUCUGCUGAUGCUGCUGAAAAGGAGAGCGACUGAUUCUGGCCCCAGAUAAGGCAGAAUCAGUUCUGACCAUAUAUAGGUUCAGCUUCAUGUUGACUUCCUCGUUCGUGGAUGGUCUGGAUGUAGCCAGUUGCUCCAUCUGAUGUUUAUUCAUGUGUGCGUGAUGGGAACAUUUGUUGGCUUCAGCUUUGGUGAAACAUGAGGAACAUAUUGUUCUUGUAGUUAUGUACAAUGUCACAUUCGUUCUCGUAGCACCUUGUUCGCGAUCGUGUAGAUUGCAAGAGUUGCAGAACAUAUAAGUUAGCAGUAAUCAAGUACUGAUUGGUUUAUUAGUUUCUGGUAUAAUAUAGACUUUUGUAGAUGAAGGAUUGGAAUUCCUCUGGGCUCAUGUUUUUGCUUUGUUUUUCUUAGGUAGUGUUUAGUUCCGAGGAAUCUGGGGCUUUUGAUGUUCUGAAUUCUGAUUGGCAUUGUGCCGUUGUGGCGUUCAAAAGUUGUCCUGUAGGCUGUAGCCUCUGUGAAAUCCA
Messenger RNA from Sorghum bicolor (sorghum), 2113 nucleotides. Its product is annotated as DNA ligase 1. Bases 96 to 1625 code for a protein of 509 amino acids. The transcript is spliced from 9 exons. Lineage: Eukaryota; Viridiplantae; Streptophyta; Magnoliopsida; Poales; Poaceae. Gene Ontology annotation, cellular component: nucleus. The record is from RefSeq and is a predicted model, not a curated record.